This is a messenger RNA of Cucurbitaria berberidis CBS 394.84, 1968 nucleotides long. Its product is annotated as alpha/beta-hydrolase. The record is from RefSeq and is a predicted model, not a curated record. The transcript has a single exon. The annotation marks the transcript as partial. Lineage: Eukaryota; Fungi; Ascomycota; Dothideomycetes; Pleosporales; Cucurbitariaceae.
AUGGCGCUACACAUACCCUUCCUCUCACGCCUACAUAUUCGCGAAUACUUCGCCCUCGUCCUCUCCAUCUUCCUCAUCGCACUCGAAUCCUUCAUCGCCGUCAUAACCCUCGCCCUCCCCUCGCCCAUCAUCAACCUCUGCUACCGCCUCACCCGCCGGCUGUUCAAUCACCUCUCCUCACCCUCGUCGAAACGUUCACGUCAAAAGAAGAAGGGUGUAUGGAGCUCUAUCGCGAAUGCUUCCGACUUCACGGAGCUGUGCGAGCUGUAUGGAUACUACUGUGAGGAGCAUGUCGUGCAGACAGGCGAUGGCUAUCUGCUAGGCCUGCAUAGGCUGGGCUGGCGACAGGGAGAGGAAGAUGUCAGAGUGAAUGUUGGGGGAAAAGACAAAGGAGUGAAGAAGAAGGUUGUGUAUCUGCACCACGGGUUGAUGAUGAAUAGCGAGGUAUGGGUGUGCUCUACGGAGCGCGAGCGGUGUUUGCCAUUCGAGCUUGUCGAGCGGGGAUACGAUGUCUGGCUUGGUAACAAUCGAGGCAACAAAUACUCCAAGAAAAGCGUACAUACUGCGCCGACAUCAAGUAGCUUCUGGAACUUCAGCAUGGAUCAGUUCGCUUUCCACGACAUUCCCGAUUCCAUCGCGUACAUCCUGGAGACCACUCAUCAGCCAUCGUUGUCUUAUAUCGGAUUUUCACAAGGGACUGCGCAGGCUUUUGCAACGCUGUCCAUUCAUCCUACGCUGAACGAAAAAGUGGAUGUCUUCAUUGCAUUGGCUCCGGCCAUGUCGCCGAAAGGGAUUGCUUCUGGUAUCGUCGAUUCUUUUGUCAAGGCAUCUCCGGAUAUUCUGUACCUGGCUUUCGGUCGAAAAGCCAUUCUUCCUUCGACGACGAUGUGGCAGUCGAUCCUAUAUCCUCCUAUUUUUGUCCGCCUUAUCGAUGCGUCGCUUCGAUUCCUCUUUGGAUGGACUGCCGUCAAUAUCUCGCCUUCUCAGAAACUUGCUGCGUACCCCCAUCUUUACUCAUUUACAUCCACCAAGAGCGUUGUCCACUGGUUCCAAAUCAUCCGCAAUGGUGUGUUUCAGAUGUAUGACGAUGAAGCGCCGAACCCAAUCACCUCGAACCGAUCAAAGUACUACAAGGUCGCCAAAUUUCCCACAAAAAACAUCAAGACGCCCAUUGUUCUCGUCUACGGUGGUUCAGACAGUCUUGUUGACAUAAAGAUAAUGCUCAAGGAGCUACCUCGCCACACGAUAGCGAAGGAGAUCCCGCAUUACGAGCAUUUGGACUUUCUUUGGGCACAAUCCGUCGAUCAACUCGUUUUCCCGCAUGUAUUCGAAGCUUUGGACGAGUAUACUGGCACAGAAACUGGCGCCAUUGAGGGUCAAAAGGAGAAGCGUUGGCGAUCACCAGGCCGCUAUCGCGGUCUCUUAACUGAGUCUGGUGACCUCCCUACACCAGAAGCCGAUGAUGAAGGCGACGAAAGUGCAACAGGUCCGGUGGCAUUGCGGUCCAGGAAGUUCUCACAUAAUGCACGGAAACCAGCAUUUCAUGAUGGUGUAGUGGAAGAAAACAGCCUGUCGCCGCAGUCGUCCCCACAGUCUGCGUCAAAGAUCCCACACUUAGCUAGCUACAAAGCUCGCUCCGAAGGAAAGCCCUCACCAGUGCGAAGCAAGCUCAUGUCUCCCCCUCCUACCUUUAGAGUACCAGUCGACUCACCAGGAGCAUCUAUAGAUGCAUCGCAUGUCACUAGCCAAACUUCCACCUCAAGACCGGAAGGAUGGUGGUCCUCUGACGAAGUUGCAGGUACUGAGCAGUCCCAGCCUUCUACACCCCACGUCAGUAAGAGCCCUAGAAGAACAAGCUUUGAUAGUCAUACAAGUACGAACUCACUUACAGGUCGCUUCAGUAAUAAAGGAAUAACCCUUGGUGUGGGAAGGCCAGUUAGUGGGGUCAUAGAGGGCCACGGACUUGGA